This is a messenger RNA of Dovyalis caffra, 651 nucleotides long. Lineage: Eukaryota; Viridiplantae; Streptophyta; Magnoliopsida; Malpighiales; Salicaceae. The record is from the annotation of a GenBank genome assembly.
AUGCUAACAAACUCUCCCAAAGCUGAACCCCUCCAAAACACAGUUCAGAUUUUAACCGCGGGAUCGCCACCUCCUUCCGCGGUACUGUUCCGGGUGGAGUCACUUGGUUUUGUGAGCUCGACUAAAGCCACACAAGGAGUUCCGAUUGUUGGGUUCACUGAGAUGGACGUUGUGGAUCCCAAUGCAGGAAAGGGUGUGAAACGUGAUGGGGUGUCACGUGGUGAGGUUGUUUUGAGAGGUGGGUGUGUUAUGCUGGGUUAUUUCAAGGAUCCAUUGGGUACGUCAAAAUGUAUGAAAGAUGGCUGGUUCUACACAGGCGAUGUGGGUGUUAUGCACCCAGAUGGCUAUUUAGAGGUCAAGGAUAGUGUAGAGAUUGAUUCUGUGUUAUAUUCUCAUCCUGCUGUUAAUGAGGCAGCUGUGGUGGCUAGGCCUGACGAGUUUUGGGGAGAGACACCGUGUGCAUUUGUGAGUUUAGAAGAUGGGUUUACUCACAAACCUGAUGAGAAGGAUAUAAUUGAUUAUUGCAGGGAAAAGAUGGCAUAUUUUAUGGCACCAAAAACUGUGGUGUUUAAAGAUGAGCUUCCAAAGACAUCAAAUAGGAAGAUUCAGAAGUAUUUGCUUAGAGAAUAUGCCAAGGACUCUGCCAGGUAA